CUAACUUCUGAUAGAUUUGUUUGGACUGAGAAAAUGUAGCAUUGUGUAGUGAAUGAUAUUUACCGAGUCGUUCAAGAUCUUGAGCUGUAUGGCAUAAUUAUCUACUGAAAUUACAGGCGAUUUUACGGAAUGGAGCAUAUUUCAGUUGAACGGACGCCUCGAAGGACCCCAAGGAAAGUAUCGGAGAACGUUCGCGAACUGCACAACGCGUUAGCUAAAGUGCUUCAUAACGAAGAUCGAGCGUUCUUAAUUCAAUCACUAAACCAAUAUCAAAGAAAUAGAGAUGUCAACAGUCUAGUUGUGGCUCUUAAGUCGGUACUCAACACACCAAGGAAGAGAGAAGUCUAUCCGUUGUUAUGGCAAAUUAUUCCUCACAGUGACCAAGAUAUUUUUCACAACCUUUGGCAUCGCGAUGCAGAAGCUUCGCGCCAACGUAGUUUGAAAUCACCCGCUAGAUCGCCAGGGAACCUUCGCCGGAUUCCAACCUCUUCGAGUUUGCCAGACAAUCUUCAUCGACAUGCAUCUGACUCGGGUAUAGAUCUUCCAAAUAUGACGCAGUUUCAAUCCUCGAAAGAAACAAAAUACCCCAUAAAACGAUUAACUGUUAAGCGGCCUUCAAACUCAGGGUUUGGGUUCUCAAUUCGUGGAGGAGCCGAACAUGGCGUUGGUUUGUAUGUUUCUUCUGUGGAUGAAAACUCCGUGGCUGAAAAAGAGGGUGUUUUACCGGGUGACCAUGUUAUUCAGGUCAAUGGAACGAGAUUUGACGGACUAACGCACGAACAAGCUGUCAAGGUAACGAAAAUUUUAAUUUCACUGCAAACCAUAAAACCUUUGUUUGGCUUGAUGCCUUACAGUGUGUUUCAUUUGUGAAAUUUCUCUAUUGUUGUAGUUUUUUGUUUUCUUGUUUCACAACUCUGUGAUACCCGACGGUUCUACUGUCUAGGAUAAUUUCUCUGGACAGUAAAAUUUGUUCGAACGAUGAUUUAAAUGACCCACGAUUUCGAAGAACACACAAACAAUUAUCUUUAUUCACGUUCUGAACCCAAGCUACGACCCUUUUGUUCUAAAUAGCCGUAGGUGGUGUUAUGUUUGCAUUGAAAUGAGUGGUUCGUACACUGUGUGUACGAUGUGAAUUUUUAAACCGGCAAUUUUCAUGAAAUACCGCAGGUACUUCACAUCUGUUACAACCUUUGAAUAUUGUUAAAAUUUUAUCGUGCAGUUCGACUUCGAUUACUCCAGGUUGUGUUUACUUUGAUGUACAAGUGAAGUGAAAUUAAAAAGCCAUUUCCCUUUCAUCUCUGCAACCAUGUCAUACUUUGUUAAGUAUUUCAUUAUUUAUAAUACACCAAAGUUCAGACGAUGACAGCAUCUGUCGUCUCGUAGCAUUCAUAUAUAGGGAUUGUAUACGUUGUGCUGUUGUUCAGAUAGCUUGCGUGGCGGGCGUUUGAAAGUGAAUUAGGGAAAGGGAGUUUCGUGCGCAAAUUGCAAGUUUGCAUGCAUUGAAGGAAAAUGUCAAAUGGUUACGUUAAAAGUCAAAGUGUUUCCUUUACAAACAAUUUAUAAUACAUUGUAAUUCAAUGAGGCUGAGUACAGUAUGAAGAAAUUACGCAGAUCAAGGAUCGUAAUCCACGCAGGGCUGCAGAGGUGGAAUAUUAUAUUAUUGUUCAUAUCAUUUGAAAGCCAAUUUCAAUGAUUGUCUAAUUAUUCAUUCAAAAUAUUUCCAAGUUCUUAACACCCUUACCUCCUUGUAGACUUAUCAGGAGCCGUGACUACAGUUCAAAAUAUUUUGAAUACCAUUUUAAAGAUGAAAAUUAAACUUCAUUAAUGUACAACAAGUUGCUUAGUCCUUGUUCUAUCGAUUUCUUUUUACUGCAGAUUAUUCAACACAGUAAAAAGCUCUAUCUGAUUGUCCGGUCAGUUGGUCGCAUACCUAACAGUUUUGUCGCGGAGUCCACAUGUAAGUGGGUAGACAUACAAGGUAGACGAGUGUCUCCACCCCCUGGAUUUGAUGACAGUGGACAUAAAUUAACUGCCGAGAGUAUACACAAGAGUGAUUUAAGGCUUCUAGGGGACGAUGAUGAGCGCAAGGUUUGUCAAAAUAGUCCUUAAGAUCUGAUGACGGGGACAGCAAUGGGAAUGUCAAAAAGGAAAAAGUUUUAAUAAACAAAACAACAACUUUGCACUUGCAUCACACUUUUUUUGUCCUUUUUUUUUUGGCAUCACUACAUGACCAUGACAUAAAAAUGCAUGAUUUCCAUUUUAUGGUGGACAUAAAGCAAAAAAAUGAAUUUUCUUUGUCUUUCUCAACUUGGAUAUGGUUCUUAGGAAUUUAACUCCAGGAGAGUUUGCCUACAUUUGACAAAGUAAGUGAAUGUGAAUAAUCCAGUGGAGAUUGAAAGCUGGCAAAUUUAGUUUUUUACCAAAUUUUUGGCACUGCUGCCAUCCUUAGAUUUUAAGGUCCCUUGCUAAUGACAUCUUCUGAUGGCAAAUGUUUUAAGAAUUAUCAGAACAACAUUUGACCGUUUGACCUCAGGGCUUUAUGGACUUUGAGUGACUCAUACAACUGUACAUUUGAUUUGCAGGUAAACAUCUUUGUUGAAGAUGGUGAAAAUUUAGGGUUGAUGAUCCGUGGAGGAGCAGAGUAUGGUCUUGGAAUCUUCAUUGCUGGAGUAGAUCGUGAUUGUGCAGCAGAAUAUGCUGGACUGAAGGUCAGCUCCCAUUGUAAAAUUAUUGUAACAGUCAGUUUUAUUUGUGGUUUUAUAAUUUAG
Molecule: messenger RNA, 2768 nt
Organism: Porites evermanni
Lineage: Eukaryota; Metazoa; Cnidaria; Anthozoa; Scleractinia; Poritidae
Source: the annotation of a GenBank genome assembly